AUGGAUCUGAGUCUAAAUUUACGCAUUGUGGCGGUUGUUUUCACGGUGUUGAUCCAAUUUGCUUCCGGGAACUUCGUGUUUAACGUGACGCAUAAGUUCGCCGGAAAAGAUAAACAGUUGUCGGAGCUUAAAUCUCACGACAGUUUCCGUCACGCUCGAAUGCUUGCGAACGUCGAUCUCCCUCUCGGUGGCGAUAGCCGCGCCGACUCAAUCGGUUUGUACUUCACCAAAAUCCAGCUUGGGUCACCACCAAAAGAUUAUUAUGUUCAAGUUGAUACAGGAAGUGAUAUACUUUGGGUCAAUUGUGCACCUUGUCCCAAAUGUCCUGUGAAAACUGAUCUUGGUAUACCUUUAUCAUUGUACGACUCAAAAGCUUCCUCCACUUCGAAGAAAGUUGGAUGUGAAGAUGAUUUUUGUUCCUUCAUUACGCAAUCAGACACUUGUGAAGCCAAGAAGAAGCCAUGUAGUUAUCAUGUGGUGUAUGGAGAUGGAAGUACAAGUGAUGGAGAGUUCGUGAGAGAUAACAUUACAAUAGAUCAAGUCACUGGAAAUCUCCGAACAGCACCCCUUGCGCAGGAAGUUGUAUUCGGGUGUGGAAGUAAUCAAUCUGGACAACUCGGACAAACUGACUCAGCAGUUGAUGGCAUUAUGGGAUUUGGACAAGCAAAUACCUCUAUCAUCUCACAACUAGCUGCCGCAGGGAAUGUGAAGCGGAUUUUCUCACAUUGCUUGGACAAUAUGAAUGGAGGUGGAAUUUUUGCUGUUGGUGAAGUGGAAUCUCCAGUAGUGAAAACAACUCCUUUGGUUCCUAAUCAGGUACAUUACAACGUCAUAUUAAAGGGAAUAGAUGUGGAUGGUGAUCCUGUUGACCUCCCACCAAGCUUAGCUAGUUUUGGCUCAAAUGGAGGAACUAUAAUUGACAGUGGGACAACUUUGGCUUACUUACCACAGACUCUGUACAGCGCACUACUUGACAAGAUUACUGCUCGGCAGCCAGUGAAACUGCACAUGGUACAAGAGACUUUUGCGUGUUUCAGUUUCACUUCAAACACAGAUAAAGCGUUUCCCGUAGUCAAUCUUCAUUUCGAGGACUCACUGAAACUGACUGUUUAUCCUCACGACUAUCUCUUCUCACUUCGUGAAGAUAUGUAUUGCUUUGGUUGGCAGUCUGGUGGCAUGACGACUCAGGACGGAUCCGAUGUAAUCCUUUUGGGAGAUUUGGUGCUUUCGAACAAGUUAGUAGUAUACGAUCUGGAGAAUGAGGUCAUUGGAUGGGCAGAGCACAACUGUUCGUCAAGCAUCAAAGUGAAAGAUGGAUCAGGAGCGGCUUACUCACUAGGAGCAGAUAAUCUCAUAUCAGCUUCUUCGGUGAUUAGCGGAAGACUUGUAACGUUAUUGUCUAUACUAAUUUCGGUUUUGAUUUCUUUUACUUCAUAG
Molecule: messenger RNA, 1437 nt
Organism: Thlaspi arvense
Lineage: Eukaryota; Viridiplantae; Streptophyta; Magnoliopsida; Brassicales; Brassicaceae
Source: the annotation of a GenBank genome assembly